Cuscuta campestris is the source of this 1524-nucleotide messenger RNA. NCBI's taxonomy places the organism in Eukaryota, Viridiplantae, Streptophyta, Magnoliopsida, Solanales, Convolvulaceae. The record is from the annotation of a GenBank genome assembly.
UACGAAGCUCUGGCUGGAGGGCUCAGACUCGCCCAAGCCCUGAAGAUCGACCGGGUCAGUAUCAAAUCUGAUUCCAGUUUGAUCGUCGGGCAAGUGACCGGUAACAUGGAAGCUAGAGAAGGUCGAAUGGCGCAGUACAAGGACUUAAUACUUGCCUUGUUGAAAGGCUUUGAGGAAUUCAAGAUCGCCCAAAUCCCCCAGGCGGAAAAUGCAGAUGCAGACCUUCUCUCCAAAUUGACGCAGUAUGCUCCCGAGCAUGUUUCAAAACUUGCCCGGGUAGAAAUUCUUGAUCAUGCCAGCAUUGAAAAAUUGGAAGUAGCCGCCAUAACAGGGGAAAGCCAGUCUGACCGGUCAAACUUGGUCGGGGCGGAUGACAACUGGAUGUAUGAUCUGAUGGAAUACUUGAUGGAUGGGACCUUGCCGGAACAAGAUGACCGGGCAAGAAAAGUUAAGCUCAGGGCACCCCGGUUCCAAGUCCUUGACGGAAAGCUGUACAAGAGGGCAUUCGGGGGACCCCUACUGAGGUGCCUAACCAACCGGGAGGCUGAACGAGUCAUAGCAGAAGUCCAUGAAGGUGUAUGCGCAGCAUGCCAAAUGUCCCGCACCCUUUCACAGCGAAUCAUCUUGUUGGGGUAUUACUGGCCAACAAUUGUCCAGGAUUGCGAGAGGUACGUUCAGAAGUGCAGAACCUGCCAGCUGUUCUACAAGUACCCCGGUAGGCCGGCGACCUACUAUCACCCCGUAUCAAAUGUCAUCCCAUUCGCCAGAUUUGGGGUUGAUAUCAUCGGAGCGUUCCCAAUUGCCCAAGGGGGGAAGAAAUUUGUAAUCGUGGCCAUCGAUUACUUCACCAAGUGGAUUGAAGCCGAAGCCUUGGCCAAUAUCACCACGCAGCAAUGCAAGAAGUUCAUUUGGAAGAACAUCAUCACCAGGCUGCCCAUCGAAGCCGAAUUCCCAACGUUUCGGGAAUCAAAUUAUCAACCCCAGCAGAACGAGGAAGAUCACUUGGCCGAACUCAACUUGGUCGAAGAACGGAGAAUGGCUGCGGAAGUUAAAAUGAGCACAUAUCAACAAGUCGUGAAGAAAUACCAUGACAACAAGGUUGGACCGCGAUACUUUCAAGUCGGCGAUGAAGUCUUGCGAAGGAGGGAGGCUAGUAGACCGGGAGAUGGAGGAAAGCUGGCCAAAAACUGGGAAGGGCCUUACCGGGUGAGAGCUAUCAUUCGCCCGGGAACCUACCGGUUAGAAACUCUUGAUGGUGUACCGGUUGAAAGAACCUGGAAUUCCCACCACCUUCGCAAGUUCUACAAGUGACUGUAAUGCUAGGCAAGGCCUACUUCAAUUAUCAAUCAAAUCAAAGUUCGAUACUCUACAUGGUAGCAGCAGAAUUGAUAGGUCGAACCUAUCCUAGGAGGGCUUCCCGGGUGGAUCGGAUCCACUCGGAUAAGCCAACUGAGACACAGGCCCGGACCUGGCACGCUGGUUACUACACCGGUCUUGCUCAGUAUAAUAGAAAAAAUAUUAAAA